Rhagoletis zephyria (snowberry fruit fly) is the source of this 2910-nucleotide messenger RNA. RefSeq lists its product as uncharacterized. NCBI's taxonomy places the organism in Eukaryota, Metazoa, Arthropoda, Insecta, Diptera, Tephritidae. The record is from RefSeq and is a predicted model, not a curated record.
AUGGAUCGUUUCGAGGAUUUGGCAAGACAGCAAAGAGAAACGGGCGGCAAUAUCGAAUCAAUUGUCCGAAACUUUAAAAAGGACCCGCAAUCCAGGAAGCAGUCAAUCAGCUAUUACGAAGAGCGAUUGAGAAGACUGGACAGCGAGUGGUCGAAGUUUGAAACAACUGACAACAAACUUCGACUGCUUGAAAACCCCCAGCUGGAUCACGACUACUUUACAAAGGACUACUAUAACAAUAUAAUGGAAAUUGUAAAUCAGUACAAGGAGAUUUUCGAGUCCGCAGUGCUCCAAUUGGCUCAAACCCCGACGAGAGAAUUGCGCUUAACAACUGAUGAAGGAAGUACGUACCAACAUGAUGCUUCAGCUUCAAAAGUCAACACAGAAGCACGGCAUGAUACUGGAACCAAACAGGCAGCUUCCAACGAGUACACUAAACUAGUUCGCAGACAAGGGGUAAUGAUGGCCUCGUUGCGACGGUUACUGAACGACAACGUUUCACCACAAUGUGUUCCAACAAUUAAUAAACUGUGGGAAAAUAUAGAAGACAUUCACUUCAGGAUAUAUGAGAUGUUCGACAACCCAACCGAGCAGGGCUACAAGGUCGAUAACUUCAUUUCACUUGAGGAAAAGGUAUGGAGUACUUUGCAAGCAGCUAAUAGUGACUCCCAUACUGAGCAAUCUUCAAACCAACUUCCGAUUAAACUGCAAUCCAUUUCAUUGCCGAAGAUAAUAAUUCCAAAAUUCGAUGGCACCUAUUUAAAAUGGCAAGAAUUUCAUGACCUAUUCUCGCAACUGGUAAUAAAUCAACCUCUUUCAAAAGUUCAGAAAAUGUGGUACUUGAAAACUCACUUAGUGGGGGAGGCUGGAAAUUUAAUUAAACAUUUCGCAUCAACAGGAGAGAAUUUUGAUGCAGCUUGGUUCAUGCUUCUGGAGCGUUACAACAACAAACGCUUGCUAGUGAGCAAGUUAAUACAUGAGCUAACUACUACACCUGGAAGCAAAUCAAUGGACAAUGUCAAAAAACUGCAUGACACAACACAAGAAUGUCUAUUAGCAUUGCAAAAUUUGCAGAUAGACACAUCAACAUGGGAUCCACUUCUGCUCCCCCUUCUACUAAAGAAACUGGAUCAACCGACUCGUUUGCGGUACGAACAAUCAUUAUCAAAGCCACGGGAGGUACAAACACUCAAGGAAUUCCUGCAAUUUCUGGAGAAACACUUUCAAUCCAUGGAAGCGAUGGGUGUCAAAGACAAAUCUACAAGCUCAACUGCAAAGGUGUGCACUUCAGUCACAUCCAAAGGUCAUAGAAAUGACACUUGCAGCAUGUGCAAAAAAGGAAAACAUCCAUUAUUUUCUUGCAAGGAAUUUUUACAACAGUCUCCAUCGGCACGCUUUCAGUUCAUACAAGGGCAGAAAUAUUGCCACAAUUGCCUAAAACCGGGACAUGGUUCUAAAAAUUGUAUAUUAAGAAACUGUCUGAAAUGCAACAAAAAACACAACACGCUGUUACAUUUCGAGGAUUCAAAAAGGGAUGUGAGCAAAGACAUUACAUCAGUAGCCACUCCAACACAAGGCAACGAAUUGCAAAGUACUACACCAUCCAGGACCAAAUCAACGUCAUCAAAAGACGAAGCAGCGUCACUUACCACCCCAAAGCACACAAAGUCAAACACAUAUGUACUACUCAGCACUGCCAUGGUGAAAGUUAGAGGAAUCGGAACAGAAGUGCAGUGUCGGGCAAUUCUCAAUUCAGGCUCACAAGUUAAUUUUGUGACUGAACGAUUGGUUAAACGUCUUGGUAUCUCAACUAAACCAUCAUCAAUCUCCAUUAGUGGCAUCGGGUCAAGGAGCACUAAGAUACAGCAUCGAGUCAAUGUGACGCUACAGUCUCGGAUCAACAACUUUACAACGUGGCUAGAGGCAGCGAUAUUGCCUCAGAUUAUAUCCCCGCAGCCGUCGCAAGAAAUCAAGAUCGACGAAUGGCAAAUUCCUGAGAACAUCAUGUUAGCCGAUCCAUCAUUCAAUCGCCCUGACAAAAUUGAUAUAUGGUUGGGGGCGGAAUCCUACAAUCAACUGAUGGCAGCAGGGCAAAUCAAACUGUCAGAUACAGUGCUGGGAUGGAUCAUCGCGGGAAAAGUUGGUGGCAACUACAUCUCAAAUGCAAUAUGUGGAAUCUGUACCAACGAUGACAUCAACUUAGAUGCAGCCAUUGCUCGAUUAUGGGAACUUGAGGAUGUUGCAACUGUAAGAAAACAACAUUCCGUAGCAGAAAAACAGUGCGAAGCUCAUUUCGCACAACAUAUACUCAUCAAUGAAAAUGGGAGAUUCAUGGUAAGGCUACCAUUUCAUGAAAAUCCGGAGGCCUUAGGGGAAUCCUAUGGGAUGGCGUAUAAUCGAUUCCUGGCCUUAGAACGUCGACUGGCAAAAUCGCUCCAGACAAAGAAUCAAUAUGUACAAUUUAUGGAGGAAUAUGAGAACUUGGGGCACAUGACGCAAGUGGAUAUUGAUUCCAUCAGUAAACCUAGGUACUUCAUUCCUCACCAUUGCAUUGUGAGACCCGAAAACCGCAAUACAAAAUUACGUGUGGUGUUCGACGCAUCAGCAAAAUCGUCCACUGGCAUGUCUUUGAACGACCUCAUGUAUACCGGACCCACUGUUCAGAGCGAGCUUUUCACCAUUUUACUUCGCUUCCGUUUGCCCAGGUUCGUCUUCACCACAGAUGUAGAAAAAAUGUAUCGACAGAUGCUCAUUCAACCGGACGAACGCAAAUUCCAACUUAUCAUCUGGCGAAAGGAUUCAAGCCUACCAAUAAAGCAUUAUCAGCUAAAUACAAUCACAUAUGGGACAAGAUCUGCUCCAUAUUUAGCCACCAAAUGUUUGCAGAAAAUUGCAAAAGAAAAUACUUAA